GUGAGAACUGCUAGUCCGCCAUCACUGUGCUUUAGACAACUACCGAGGAGUUGAGUGUGGCAGCGAAGUGACAAUAUCAAUCCGGAGAGAGGGACGCGAACUCGGGGAAAGGUCGAGGGGGGGAACCCGUACCAUUUUUCCGCCUGCACGCUUCCCUGCAGCGACCCUAAGUAAUCUUACAUGUAAAUACAGAGACAGCCGACGAACUCCCCCAAAAUGUCCAACCUCAGCAAAGGCGGCACCAAGAAGGACACCAAGAUGAGGAUACGAGCCUUUCCUAUGACGAUGGACGAAAAAUAUGUCAACAACAUUUGGGACCUCCUGAAAAACGCCAUCCAGGAGAUCCAACGCAAGAACAACAGCGGGCUUAGCUUCGAGGAGCUCUACAGAAAUGCCUACACCAUGGUCCUACACAAGCACGGGGAAAAGCUGUACACAGGCUUGCGGGAAGUCGUCACCGAACACCUCAUAAACAAAGUACGGGAAGAUGUCCUCAAUUCCUUAAAUAAUAACUUUCUACAAACCUUGAAUCAAGCCUGGAACGACCACCAGACCGCCAUGGUCAUGAUCAGAGACAUCCUGAUGUACAUGGACCGGGUGUAUGUGCAGCAGAACAACGUGGAGAACGUGUACAACCUGGGCCUCAUCAUCUUCAGAGACCAGGUGGUGCGCUACGGCUGCAUCCGGGACCACCUGCGGCAGACACUCCUGGACAUGAUCGCCCGGGAGAGGAAGGGCGAGGUGGUGGACAGGGGCGCUAUUCGGAAUGCAUGCCAGAUGUUGAUGAUUUUGGGUCUCGAAGGGAGGUCAGUUUAUGAAGAGGACUUUGAGGCCCCUUUCUUAGAAAUGUCUGCAGAAUUUUUCCAGAUGGAAAGCCAGAAGUUCUUGGCGGAAAACAGUGCCAGUGUGUACAUUAAAAAAGUAGAGGCCAGAAUAAAUGAAGAGAUUGAGCGAGUGAUGCAUUGCUUGGACAAAUCGACAGAGGAGCCCAUCGUUAAAGUGGUAGAGAGGGAGCUCAUCUCCAAGCACAUGAAAACAAUAGUGGAGAUGGAGAACUCCGGCCUCGUACACAUGCUGAAGAACGGAAAGACAGAAGACCUGGCCUGCAUGUACAAGCUCUUCAGCCGGGUGCCGAACGGCCUGAAGACGAUGUGCGAGUGCAUGAGCUCCUACCUGCGGGAGCAGGGCAAGGCGCUGGUGUCCGAAGAGGGCGAGGGCAAGAACCCUGUGGACUACAUACAGGGUUUGCUGGACCUGAAGACUAGAUUCGACCGGUUCCUGCAGGAUUCCUUCAACAACGACCGGCUCUUCAAGCAGACCAUCGCCGGGGACUUUGAGUACUUCCUCAACCUCAACUCGCGCUCGCCGGAGUACCUCUCCCUUUUCAUUGACGACAAGCUCAAGAAAGGAGUGAAAGGACUGACGGAGCAGGAGGUGGAGUCAAUCCUGGACAAGGCCAUGGUGCUGUUCCGGUUCAUGCAGGAGAAGGAUGUGUUUGAGAGAUACUACAAACAGCACCUGGCCAGGAGGCUUCUCACCAACAAGAGCGUGUCCGACGACUCCGAGAAGAACAUGAUCUCAAAGCUGAAGACGGAGUGCGGCUGUCAGUUCACCUCUAAACUGGAAGGAAUGUUCCGGGACAUGAGCAUCUCCAACACUACCAUGGACGAGUUCCGGCAGCACCUGCAGUCCACAGGGUUGUCUCUAGGUGGUGUUGACCUCACAGUAAGAGUGCUUACGACAGGCUACUGGCCCACCCAGUCGGCCACGCCCAAAUGCAACAUCCCCCCGUCCCCUAGGCACGCUUUCGAGGUCUUCCGAAGGUUCUACUUGGCCAAACACAGCGGCAGACAGCUGACGCUCCAGCACCACAUGGGCUCUGCGGACCUGAACGCCACAUUCUACGGGCCCAUCAAAAAGGAGGAUGGUUCAGAAGUUGGUGUAGGUGGUGCCCAGGUGACUGGAUCCAAUACUAGGAAGCACAUACUGCAGGUCUCCACCUUCCAGAUGACAAUCCUGAUGCUCUUCAACAACAGAGAGAAGUGUACCUUUGAGGAGAUCCAGCAGGAGACGGACAUCCCGGAGCGGGAGCUGGUGCGAGCCCUGCAGUCGCUGGCCUGCGGGAAGACCACGCAGCGCGUCCUCACCAAGGAGCCCAAGUCCAAGGAGAUCGAGAACGGCCACGUCUUUACAGUCAACGACCAGUUCACCUCCAAACUGCACAGAGUCAAGAUUCAAACCGUCGCUGCUAAACAGGGGGAGUCGGACCCGGAGCGGAAGGAGACGCGGCAGAAGGUGGACGAUGACCGGAAGCACGAGAUCGAGGCGGCCAUCGUCCGCAUCAUGAAGUCCAGGAAGAAGAUGCAGCACAACGUUCUAGUAGCAGAGGUAACCCAGCAGCUGAGGGCGCGGUUUCUACCCAGUCCUGUGGUUAUUAAAAAGCGCAUUGAAGGACUCAUUGAGAGAGAAUACUUGGCACGAACGCCCGAGGAUCGCAAAGUGUACACUUACGUAGCCUAAAUGUGUGCGUUCAAGUGGGAGGGAGAGGAAAAAGAAUCUCUUGGACUGUUCUGCGCAUGGACUGGGAAGUUCCUUUUAAAUAUAAAUACUGGGAUGACUUUUCCUCCACUAAGAGCAAAAAAAAAAAAAAAAAA
Molecule: messenger RNA, 2654 nt
Organism: Megalops cyprinoides (Indo-Pacific tarpon)
Lineage: Eukaryota; Metazoa; Chordata; Actinopteri; Elopiformes; Megalopidae
Product: cullin-3-like
Exons: 16
Coding region: 217-2520 (767 amino acids)
Biological process (GO): ubiquitin-dependent protein catabolic process; protein ubiquitination
Cellular component (GO): Cul3-RING ubiquitin ligase complex
Molecular function (GO): ubiquitin protein ligase binding
Source: RefSeq, a predicted model, not a curated record